AUGGACACAUCACCGAUAUAUGCCACCAUAAACUUUGCCGAAGUCCAAGAGCUUAAGCUUGCAUCAUCUUCUCUUCCCGCAGAUACCUGUCAGUGCCCUCUCAGGCGUCGGUUGACUCUGAAACUUGACUGUGCUGGACUGAUUCUUGUUUUGAUCCUGAUUGGAAUCAGUGUCGCAGGUACAUCAGCCGUACUAACAUGCCCGAGAGAUUGGCAUCCAUGCUGGGAUAAAUGCUUAUUUAUUUCUCAAAUUACCGGUUCUUGGGUUGAAGGUCAAGCUGACUGCUCUGUGAAAGGAGCCACUUUGCUGCUUAUUGAAAAUGAAGAAGAAUUGAAAUUCAUUUGGGACUUCACAAAGACAAAAAGUACAAGAUUUUUUAUUGGAUUAAAUUAUGUACCAGCAGAGAAGAUCUGGAAGUGGGUAAAUGGAUCUAUUUUAAAUCCUGAUGUCUUACAAAUCACUGUCACGAAUGAAGACAACAGAUGUGCCAUUAUCUCAGGACUAGAGGUUCUUUCUGAAGAGUGUUCUCUAUUCAAACACUACAUCUGCCAAAAGAAGCUGAAACCUGUCUAA
Molecule: messenger RNA, 573 nt
Organism: Microtus ochrogaster (prairie vole)
Lineage: Eukaryota; Metazoa; Chordata; Mammalia; Rodentia; Cricetidae
Product: killer cell lectin-like receptor subfamily B member 1
Exons: 5
Coding region: 1-573 (190 amino acids)
Source: RefSeq, a predicted model, not a curated record